CCUUAACUGACUACAACCCGCCUACGGAGAAUCAGGCAGCUGACCCCACUGAGUCAGCCCUGAAUAAUGGCGCUAAAACUGCUGACGGCAAUCUUUGUAAUGGGCGCGACCCAUGGACCUUCAACAUACGGAGGAGUAUUUUCUCUCUCCACAAUUGACUUUUCCCCAUCCAAUCCACACACACCCAACAGCAGCCAAAAAGAAUAGUUUUGAUUAUGAUUACUUACUUUAUGCUAAGCUAAACCAACUAAACUUAAUUCAACUAACCCAAAACCAUCAGCUUACCCAAAUCAUUAUAAGAAGUUGACUAACCACCAUCACAUCUUCCCCAUCCCCCAUUCCAUACCAUCGUAGCACCUUCUAUAUCAUUCGCACUGCCCUCGCAGACAACCUUAUAAAAGGCCGCUCACAGGACCACAUGAAACUCCUCGUUUCGUUUUUCAUCGCUAUCAUUGCUAUUGUCUUGACUUGCAAUACAUCUACUUUCACUAGAUACUUUACAUCUACCACCAACACCAACACCAACACCACGAACACAACCAUCACACCCAACAACACACAUACUACAAACCUCACCAACAUGUCCCUCCCCCGCGCCAUCCGCCAAGCCUUCCUGGCUAUCGAACAAGCCGAAGGCGCCGGCGCCCGCGUCCGCCGCUCCAUCGGCACACGCAACCUCCGCAACUUCAGCCCCUUCCUCAUGCUAGACCACUUCACCAUCGGCAAAGGCGCCGGUUUCCCGGACCACCCGCACCGAGGCCAAGAAACCAUCACAUACCUACUCUCAGGCGGAGUCGACCAUGAAGACUUCGCCGGAAACCGAGGCACCAUUGGCCCUGGCGAUCUCCAAUUCAUGACCGCCGGACGAGGCAUCAUGCACGCGGAGAUGCCGCACGAGAACCCGGACGGCAGUCCCAACGUCGGCAUGCAGCUCUGGGUGGACCUGCCCAAGGAGCUGAAGAUGUGCGAGCCGCGGUACCGCGAUCUGCGGGCGUCGGAGAUCCCCAUUGCCACAGCGGAUGACGGGCGCGUCACGGUGAAGGUCAUCUCCGGGCAGUCGCAUGGAGUUGAUUCGGUACGGGAUCUGGCGUACACGCCUGUUUGGCUGUUGGAUGUGACGGUGAAGCCUGGGGGCCGUGUGAAGCAGGUGCUCCCCGUGGGGUGGAACGCGUUUGCGUAUACGUUGGCCGGGAAGACGAUUUUCGGGUCCGGCGGGGAGACGAAGACCAUUAAGGAGUUUCAUAAUGUGGUGUUUGAGCAGAAGGGCGAUUUCGUCGAGGCGUCGGUUCCCGAGAAUGCGGAUGAGGAAGGAAGGUUCCUUUUGGUGGCGGGGCAGCCGUUGGAUCAGAAGGUCGUGCAGUAUGGCCCGUUUGUGGUCACCAGUGAGCAGGAGGUGUAUCAGGCGAUGGUGGACUUCCAGACUGCGUCGAAUGGGUUUGAGAAGUCCAGGAAUUGGGAGAGUGAGAUUGGGAAGCGCAUGGCUUAUUAGAUUCGGUUGAUGUGUUAACUUCAUACUACUAGAUGAGUUUUGUAUAGCUGUAUUGGCGUUUGGUUUGAGUUUUGUGGAUGUGUAUAUAGAUCACUUAAUACCAUCAUGAGUGAUGAGUCCAGUGGAAUUUUCUUUGAGUAGAGAUACUUUUAUGGUAGAC
Messenger RNA from Aspergillus welwitschiae, 1649 nucleotides. Its product is annotated as pirin family protein. Lineage: Eukaryota; Fungi; Ascomycota; Eurotiomycetes; Eurotiales; Aspergillaceae. The coding region runs from base 419 to 1489 and encodes 356 amino acids. The transcript has a single exon. The record is from RefSeq and is a predicted model, not a curated record.